AUGACCCCUACAGAUCUACCUUUGGCUGCCCCAAUACGUGUCAACUUUGCUUUUGGCUCCAUUAAUCCGUUGACUUGCCAGGUUGUUACAAUAGACUCAGCAACUCCUGCUAGUCCGUUCAAAGACACCAUAAAUGUCAAGUCCAUCAAGGAGGACAUCUCUGUUUAUGUUAAUACUGGCGGCUGA
Messenger RNA from Penicillium hordei, 186 nucleotides. RefSeq lists its product as uncharacterized. The coding region runs from base 1 to 186 and encodes 61 amino acids. NCBI's taxonomy places the organism in Eukaryota, Fungi, Ascomycota, Eurotiomycetes, Eurotiales, Aspergillaceae. The record is from RefSeq and is a predicted model, not a curated record. The transcript has a single exon.